AUGGAUACCUGGGUAUACACUUUCCCAACAUCCGGAAGAGAUCCGACAAGCAUUAUUCAUGAGAAAAACCCGUCUGUCUCUAUUGAGAAAAAAGUGAAAAUGGAAGAUUUUGAAGACUACGAUGUCAUGGAUCCGAUUUACAGAAUGGGGUGGGGUGGCAUCUUAGAGUUCGAAUCAGAUAUCUGCUACACGCAACCCGUAAUAGAUUGGAUAUCAACCCUUCAACGCCAUGGUGAUGGAGCAUCCUUAGCCUUAACCGGUAUAGUUAGUGGAAAACAAUACACACUUACCCACGACAAAAUCAGGCAAAUGUUCGGUGUUGACACGGGUAUUAGAGGAGAACCGGGUCGGGCUUACGAAUAUCCAGAUGAGAGUUAUCUGGAGCCCUCGAAUCUUGAAACCCAAGAUUGGAUUGAUCGAUUGCAGGAGUUGUUCUUUCUUCCUCCUGACACAUUCAAAUACACGUCAUCGGGGAAAGCGGAUCUAAAGCCACAAGCGAAGGUUUUGUGGGGAGUAGGUGUUUGGAAUAUUUUUCCUAGAGAGGCCGGGUAUGAAAGUAAAUUUCGGGUUCGUGAUAUUUCAAUUUUAUAUGGGCUUAUUUCAGGGAGAGUGGCUAUAUCGUAUGCGCACUUGGUGAUGUUGAAUUUAUGGGCUACUUAUGAGAGCGCAUAUAGGUCUAGUAUCCCUCAUGGAUACCUCUUGUCUACAUUUUUACACAAUGAGGGUGCUAUUGAUAUGGAUAUGGAAGCCCAUAGGAUAAAUAUAGAACUUCGGACCUUAACACAGCAGGAUAUCCCUAAUCUCGUGUUUUCACUGGAACCCCCGUUCCAUAUCAAAGAUUGGCAAAACCGAACAUUUGUCGCAGAUUUUGAACCGGAAGAGAGACAGAUAGUUGAGAGAGAAAAAGCCGAGAGAGUUAGAAGAAGAGAUGGAGUGCAAGAACAAGAACAAGAAAUUCUAAACCUCAAAAAGUCAGACCACUUGGUUGAAAAUGCACAACUUGUGUUCGAGGCUACAAGGUGA
This is a messenger RNA of Lactuca saligna, 1023 nucleotides long. NCBI's taxonomy places the organism in Eukaryota, Viridiplantae, Streptophyta, Magnoliopsida, Asterales, Asteraceae. The record is from the annotation of a GenBank genome assembly.